Molecule: messenger RNA, 394 nt
Organism: Musca vetustissima
Lineage: Eukaryota; Metazoa; Arthropoda; Insecta; Diptera; Muscidae
Product: adenosine kinase-like
Exons: 1
Biological process (GO): purine ribonucleoside salvage
Cellular component (GO): nucleus; cytosol
Molecular function (GO): adenosine kinase activity
Source: RefSeq, a predicted model, not a curated record
AUGAUGGCCGCCAUGCCCUAUGUCGAUAUACUGUUUGGCAACGAACAGGAAGUUGAAACUUUCGCCAACGAACAGGGUUGGGAGGAGACGAAAGACCUCGAGGUGAUCGGUCGCAAAUUGUUCGCCCUGCCCAAGGAGAAUAGCCAGCGCGAACGUAUUGUGAUUAUAACUCAGGGCCAUUUGCCGGUGCUGCUCUUUAAGGAUGGCAAAAUUCACGAAUACGAAGUGCCGCAGUUGUCGCGCGAACAAAUGGUCGACACCAAAGGGGCGGGUGAUGCCUUUGUUGGUGGCUUCUUGGCCCAGUAUGUGCAAGAGAAACCGUUCGAUGUGUGUAUACGUUGCGGUAUAUGGUCGGCGGGUGAGAUUAUUAAACGUAGCGGUUGUACGUUUGAGG